AUGAGUCUCACAUUCAGGAGAGGAUUGACAACCAUGGCGUCGCUCAAGAAGGCCACCAAGGUCGUUUGCAUUGGCCGCAACUAUGCGGACCAUAUCGCGGAGCUGAACAGCGCAAAGCCCAAGCAGCCUUUCUUCUUCCUUAAGCCUCCUUCGUCUAUCAUCCUCCCCGGAGAAGGACCUGUGGUUCGGCCUCGUGGUGUUGAUAUGCACUACGAGGUUGAGCUUGCUCUUAUCCUCGGCAAGCGUGUCAGAGACCAUGAUGCUUCUGACUUGAAGGGAGCUCUGGAUUCCAUUGAGAGCUAUGCCCUCAGCAUCGACAUGACGGCCCGCAACGUCCAGAACGAGGCCAAGAAGAAGGGUCUCCCCUGGGACAUUGCCAAGGGAUUCGACACCUUCCUGCCCAUGAGCAAGCUCAUCGAGAAGUCCCGUAUCCAGGACCCCCACAACAUCGAGCUCUACCUCAAGGUCAACGACGAGGUUCGCCAGAACGACUCCACCAACUUGAUGCUGUUUCAGAUUCCCCGCAUCCUCAGCGACAUCUCCAAGGUUAUGACUCUCGAGGCCGGUGACAUCGUCCUGACCGGCACUCCCAAGGGUGUUGGUCCGGUUGUUCCCGGUGAUGUCAUGCGCGCCGGUAUCCGUGUGGAUGGCAAGGAGCUUGAGGAGGCCAAGAUCGAGAUUGCGGUCGAGGAGUCUACCCGCGCGUAUGAGUACGCCGAGACGUAA
Molecule: messenger RNA, 726 nt
Organism: Sordaria macrospora k-hell
Lineage: Eukaryota; Fungi; Ascomycota; Sordariomycetes; Sordariales; Sordariaceae
Cellular component (GO): mitochondrion
Molecular function (GO): acetylpyruvate hydrolase activity
Source: RefSeq, a predicted model, not a curated record